AGGCAUUGGUGGGCUUUACGAAUUAUUUCAAAACGGGUUGAUAGAAUGAGUCCACUAUGUCAUUGACCUCGGAGCGAGACACCAAUCGAUCCCUCUUUCACAGUCAAACCGGCUUGACCGUUGCCAUUGGACGUAAUGUGGAGCGGAGUCAGUGGGUGGCCGAGUCGUGAAGAUCACGGCUAAACACAGCGUUCUAUUAUCAUACGACACCACUGUCACCAGGGCUUCAAGGACACGCUGCAGACGCCGGUAAGCUCUUGAUCGCGAAUCAUCUCGAGGCUCUUCUCUGUGGACACUAAUAACUAAUUUUACUUGUUCAGCGCUGGCAAGAUGUCGGUGUAUGUCAUUCAAGCAGUAAGAAGGGGAUUGCACUAGAUCAGUAUGGGCUACCAGCGAUGAGUAUUUCUUGCACAGUCACGACACUGAGUGGAGCCCUUGCGUGACACCAGUGCACACACAUUAGUACUAGUAGCCAUAACAACACACGGUGGUGACCUAUCAAUCACUUGCACAAUCCAGUCAGCCACGUGACUUGGUCAGUCUGUAGCUAAAUCCGUCACGGCCCAGCAAUGGCCACUGCCUCCAUGGAGGACUAUCACAUCUUGGGUAAGAUCGGCGAGGGCGCACACGGUAUAGUGUACAAGGCUAAGCAUCUGCGCACGGGAGAGAUAGCGGCACUGAAGAAGGUGCAGCUACGUCGCCUAGACGACGGCAUACCCAACAUUGCACUGCGCGAGAUCAAGGCCCUGCGGGAGAUCGGCAACCACCACAACGUCGUCAAGCUGCUUAACGUCUUUGCCUAUGGCUCUGGCUUUGUGCUAGCCUUUGAGUACAUGCUCUCGGACCUGAGCGUCGUGAUACGAAACACGGAGCGGCGACUGACGGAUGCACAGAUCAAGAGCUACAUGGGAAUGCUACUGAACGGCGUCAUGUUCUGUCACAGCAACCAUAUCCUCCAUCGUGACCUGAAGCCGGCCAAUCUUCUCAUUAGCUCCUCGGGUCAUCUCAAGCUGGCCGACUUUGGUCUGUCCCGGGUGUACGACAAGAGUGGACUGCGCCCGUAUAGCCAUCAAGUUGCCACCAGGUGGUACCGCGCUCCUGAACUGCUCUACGGCGCUCGCAAAUAUGACAGCGGAGUGGACAUGUGGGCCGUGGGAUGCAUAUUUGGCGAGCUCUGCAACAAUUCACCGCUUUUUCCUGGUGAGAACGACAUUGAGCAGCUUUGUUGUGUCUUCCGUAUCCUUGGUACGCCAACAUCAUCUAUAUGGCCGGAAAUUGACACGCUACCGGACUACAAGAAGAUCCACUUUGCAAUGAUGCCGGCAAUACCGUUCCAAGAUGUUGCUCCGGACGCAUGUGCGGUGACUCUGGAUUUGCUGAAGCGGUUCCUAGUCUAUCCGUCGGCGAAACGCAUCGCCGCCUCGGAAGCGUUGCUUCACCCGUACUUCUUCAGCGAACCCUUGCCGGCGCAUCACUCUGAGCUACCCAUCCCGACCAGGAGCAGGCGAGAGGAAGCUUUUGAUGUGAGCGUGCCCUUAGUUGCAUCAGUCGUACCUAUAAGCCUGCGUGACCCAUUCAACUUGAGUUAAACAUUGCGGCCUUGCAAAGAACACCGCACCAACCUACUUGCAACUGCUAUGACUACUGUAAAGACAUGUGACAUGCAUUGCAUUCCAAUAAAUUGAUCAAGAGAGAAGAUAUAACACCCAAUACCCUGAAAUUGACACUGAGCGCAGCUGGAUAUAUGGCACUAGGCCUGGUUUCAAAACAAGUAUUAUUAUGUUUAUUCUAAAAUCCACAUUGUUCACUGGUUUGAGGGAAAGAUAUCUACAUCUACAUUGUUCUUGAUCACGUAAUUGCCAGUAUGAUUUGUACCUGUACAAGUGAGUUGCACUAACAUGUACAAUUAUUGUAGAAGUUUCAAUUACUGCCAGAACUUUCAUUACGCUAAAA
Messenger RNA from Sycon ciliatum, 1953 nucleotides. Its product is annotated as cyclin-dependent kinase 20-like. Gene Ontology annotation, cellular component: nucleus. The coding region runs from base 570 to 1589 and encodes 339 amino acids. Lineage: Eukaryota; Metazoa; Porifera; Calcarea; Leucosolenida; Sycettidae. The record is from RefSeq and is a predicted model, not a curated record. Gene Ontology annotation, biological process: protein phosphorylation. Gene Ontology annotation, molecular function: protein serine/threonine kinase activity; ATP binding. The transcript is spliced from 2 exons.